Messenger RNA from Glarea lozoyensis ATCC 20868, 1038 nucleotides. RefSeq lists its product as uncharacterized. NCBI's taxonomy places the organism in Eukaryota, Fungi, Ascomycota, Leotiomycetes, Helotiales, Helotiaceae. The coding region runs from base 1 to 1038 and encodes 345 amino acids. The transcript has 2 exons. The record is from RefSeq and is a predicted model, not a curated record.
AUGUUCAAGAUCCUUCCAGCAGCUUUAGAAAGCUCGAAACAUUAUUGCUUUCCCCACUUCACACAAUUUCCGACUGAAAUUCGCGAUCAUGUUUGGGACAUUUGUGCUCAGAAUUACCCUGCACGUAUCGUCGACUUGAGAGAAAUUCGUCAAACCGUCCCGACACAGUCAAAUUCCGCAAAUUCUCGACAGUACUCAGGGCAAUCCAGCACAGCAGGAACUCUUGUUCCCACAGCAAUAAUCGAGACGAAGGUGGUAGCAGGAUUCAAGUCUCGGACUCCGGCUCCGACACUUUUGUAUGUAUGUCAGGCCUCCAGAAAUAUGGCCAAAAGAUCGUACACAAAGGCGUUCGGGACAGAGGAUAUGCCACCAGAGACAUGGAUUAAUUUUGAGAAGGAUGUGCUAUAUAUUACGAAAGACUUUUGCUACCUGGGGCUUAGAGAUUUACCAUUUGCAAUAAAUCCAUGGCAAGUAACUAUAAGAUUCAACACAGGGCAAGAAGAGCCAUUCGGAUACUUUUACAAAGAACUCAAGCAUGACAUUCGAAAAGUCAAGGACCUGGCCAUUUCUGGACAUUGGAAUUUUGGCAGUGAUAGACCAUGGGAUUACGAAACGGACGGAGACAUGGGAAUGAUCACAACUCACUUCGCACGUGCAGAAAGAGUCACUUUGGUGGAACCUCAGCACGCUCUCGGGCGAACUUCACACCUGCGCUUCGCAGAAAUAAGUCCGUACGAAAAGGCCCAAUCUGAAAAUCCAGGGCAUCUUAAAGAAAUGUUGGGAUAUAGGAAUCAUCUGUUUGAUAGAAUGGCGUGGGACAGAAGUGGCAACUGCAAUGACGCUGGCAUGAAGACACGGAGCUCUGAGAGUAGAUUAGCUACGGAGGAAGAUCGCUGCCGGGCGGUUCCGGAUGCGGCGGACCGUAGAGACCAUGAUGAGUAUGCUGAAAAAAUGUCGGUCUUCGAGAAAGAUGAGGAAUUGGUGAAAGAGAGGCUACGUAAAUACAUUGGCAUAAUUCCGGGCCAAGUAAUUCUAUAG